Meriones unguiculatus (Mongolian gerbil) is the source of this 726-nucleotide messenger RNA. RefSeq names its product sperm-tail PG-rich repeat containing 4 (gene Stpg4). The record is from RefSeq and is a predicted model, not a curated record. Gene Ontology annotation, cellular component: female pronucleus; germinal vesicle; male pronucleus. Gene Ontology annotation, biological process: epigenetic programing of male pronucleus. Lineage: Eukaryota; Metazoa; Chordata; Mammalia; Rodentia; Muridae. The transcript has 6 exons. Gene Ontology annotation, molecular function: chromatin binding; histone binding. Bases 26 to 706 code for a protein of 226 amino acids.
GCCAGCCCUUGCCUAGGAGGUCGCAAUGGUCGAUCCCGCCAUUACCAUCAACCCCUCCACAGUACCAAGAGAAGAUGUGGGACAGGAAUCACCCCUUCCGACCUCGAAUACUCCAAUACCUGGCACUUACCACUUAAAGACGUUUCUUGAAGAAUCCCUAUUAAACCCAGUGAAAGCAACCUACAAUUUUAAGAAUGAAGGAAGGAAAAGGAUACCGCUUGUGCAGAGAAACGACCCGGUCCCAACUGACCUCCCGCAGUACAAGCCUCCUGACUUCCUGGAGCUGUUGAAGAACCAGAUGGCCUCGUAUUCAUUCAAAGACAAGCCCCGGCCAAACCCCAGCACACUGGUUGACAAAGACGAGUCACUCCAGCUUUGCCCAGGACAGUAUGAGAUACUUCCUGCACCAGUCCCCAAGAAUACGUCCAGGAGUUUCGUAUUUCGUUCUGCGGUGCAAAGAUUCCCACCAAACUAUUUCACACCUCAUGAAGGCCCUGGACCUGGUGACUAUAACUUGAAGCCACCUGUGACAAGCUCUGUUACUUCUUGUUUUCGAUCUAAAGUUCCCCGAUUCUUGCCUGUCACUUCAAAAACACCGGGUCCAGGAGCAUACACAGCUUCGAGACAGUACCCCAAGCAGUCCCCAACCGUCGCCAGAAUGGGUAGAGAACAUAGCCUCUUUUUCAAUAAUACAAUUGGCUUUUAAAAUAAAUUAAUAUUGGUGCC